AUGUUUUGGAUCGUAAAGAGGAGGGCCUUCACGUUCACCUUCCUUUCAUACAUCAGCUUCGUGUAUUCAGACAAGGCGGUUAACGUAGGUAACCCAGUGGCGGGGGGGUUAAGUGGUGGCUUGGUUAAUGGACUAACGAGUGGCUUCACCAACACCGUACAUCACCCGGGCGCGGGAGGGGGAUUAAAUAUGCAGACAUGCCAAUCGGCAGGAUGCUCGUCAUACAAAAACAUUACACAUAACGAUUCAGGAGAUUGUCUAAACGGGUUCAUCUGCAAAAAAUGUAAAAGAACACACGCGAAGAAUCCAAGCAUCUGCUUCUACUCCUCCCUCCAGGGGUACGAAAAUCUCUACGAAGCACAUCUAGAGGAUUUCACACAAGCAACACCAUAUGACAAUUUCAAUAUCCCGCUGGAUAACUCAAGCGGAGUUCAGAAAAACAGAAAGGAAGAAUCAACACACAGUGAUAAGGAGACCACCUCUAGUGGAAAAUCAGGGAGUAACGAAAGGGAUAGUUACUUAGAAGGAGAAGAUGAUGAUGGAGAAAAAGGGAAAUUGCAAAGUCUCGACAAGAGCGACAAAACAGGAAGAAACCGUUACAUGAAGGAGGAAGAUGACAACGAUGAAGAGGAAAGUGAUGUGGAGGAAGAUGAUCAAACGGAUGAAGAAGAUGAAGAUGAUGAGAAAGGCAAGCGUGGUGGAAGUAAAGGAGGCAACUUCUCUCAGGAGAAGAAAAAAGGAACAAGUAAUUUCCAUGCAGAUUCUGAAGUGGAAUCAUUUUUGCAAAAAUCACCUGACCAUGUUCAUAAAAAAGUGAAAUUACACAAUUUAGCGGAAAAAGGAAGGAGGGAAAAGAGUAGUAAAUCCAGACCGAAAAAAAUGCAGGACGAUUUCUCCAGUUUGUUAGAAACGCACAUGCACCUUCGCAACAAGGAGGUGAAACAUAACAGUGGAAUGUUCGAAUUUGCGAGCAGUUCCGCUUCUCUUGAGAGGGCCUCCCCUAACGCCUAUUCCUUCCCCUACGAUUAUUAUUCCUUCGCUCAGUCCAAAAACAGCAAGGAAAAAAUCGUCUAUAAGCGCCUCAAAAUAAACCUGAACAAACAUGAAAAGUAUUUUAAGAGCAAAUUGAACAAAUGUUACGUGGGAGAAGAUGGAAUAGCCACUCUUUACGUGAAGGUUCUGCUACAAAUUGUCAAGGACAAAAACGAUAUUUAUGUAGACGUGAGCAGGAGGAGUGCAUCGUCUAAUAUAGCCCCAGCGUCAGGUGGUCAAAGGGGGAAUGGAGGAAAUAAGACAAAGGGGGUAAGCCAGUCGGGAGAAGAGGACGACAACGAUGACGAAGAGGAUUCAGAGGAAAGUGAAUCGGAUGAGUACAUGCGCAUGUCCAGAGGAGCCAAGUCGGGGGGAGGGUACAAUUACUCCUCAGAUACCGAAACGGACGGCACGGUAAAUAAGUACGCCUAUGUGGAAGUACACAAUGUACAGAUGAACGGGGGAGAAGACGAACAGAUGAACAAACGAACAAAGGAACAAAUGAACAGAGGAACAGACCAACAGACAAACGAACCGCAGUCCUUCUACCAAGUGAACGAGGACAUGGACGGAGAUUCCAUGGGCAACUAUUACAAAUCCAGGAGUGGCUUCUUCAAGUCCAUUUUCAAUAGGGUUUUUAAAAAAAAAGGAGACUCAGAUGAUGAUACGGGAGGGGAAGACGAGGAAACAGAUGAAGAAUCCCAUGGGAAGAAAAAAAGGAGGUGGAAGUUCCCAUGGAAAAGACGAAGUGGGAAAAAUAAACAACUACAAGGUGGAGACGAAGAGGACGAUGAGAGUGAGGAUGAGUCACGAAGCAGUCGACGUUCAAGUGGAAGAAAGCGGAGAUUUUUCGGUCGGUCCAAUCGAGAGGAAGACAACAACGAUGACAAUCAGGAGGAUGAUGAAGAAGAAGAUGAAGAAUCUACUGGAAGAAAAGGCAAAGGCAACGACAAAGGAAAAGACAAUAAACAGGGAAAAGGUGGCAAAGGGGGAAUAUACAACAGGAAUUCAUCAAAAGUAGCUACUCUCUUUACAAAAAUCAAAAGGAAAAUAAUACCCAUAAAACAAAAGCUACAUAUAGAAGCGUUUUUUAAUAGUAUUAUUGUUAAGUCCUGCAGAAAUGCUCUGAAGUGGGAGGGCAAUAUGUUUCGGAAGCAAUCGCUUGUUGAAAUGACCGUUAAGGUGCCCGUUAAAAUGAAGUAUAUACAAAAGGAACCUCUACAUUUUUUUCGAUCUGGUUACGAAGUUAUUUUAACCUGCCGUAACUGUGAAGAGGUUCUGUUCAAUUCGUGUGUGCAGGUCUACUGCACAAAGACGCCGAGCAAAGCGGAACAGGUGGUGGAGCAUCACAACGGUCACGCAACGGGAGGUGCAGUGGGCAAUGCAUCUUCUGUUGGAACGGGGGUAGUCGCAACGGGGGCACUCGCGGCGGGAGCACUCGCAGCAGGAGCACUGGCAACGGGAACAGUUGCUAAGGGGACCACCUCUGAAUCAUCACAUCUUUAUUCAUCAAGCCCGUCGGAUUUCUCUCCAAUUUUCAUGUUCGAUUACAACGGUCAGCACUUCCCGGGAAAUGUAAACACACAGACAGAUGAUUACAGCGGUGAAGUACAUGUGUACAUUAGCUACACAGUUAUUCUGGCAACAGUGAUGCUUGUCCUACUUGUAUAG
Molecule: messenger RNA, 2703 nt
Organism: Plasmodium knowlesi strain H
Lineage: Eukaryota; Apicomplexa; Aconoidasida; Haemosporida; Plasmodiidae
Product: surface-related antigen SRA, putative
Exons: 2
Coding region: 1-2703 (900 amino acids)
Source: RefSeq, a predicted model, not a curated record